UAUAAGACUUACUAUAGAAAGUGAGAGUGUUCCCACGGGCACAGACGCCGUUUCUAACGACGGAUUUUGACUGAUAAUAACACCGUUUAUUUGGCUCAAUGUGAUAUUUAUUUGAGUGGUUUUUAAUUAUGCAACUGAAGUGAUCUGAUCAACUUUACCCACUGGAAAUUUGUGCCUUGGAUCAAACAGAAGAGGGAAGCUCAGGGACUCUGAAGUAACUGGGGCAAGGUUUUUGAAGGACCAGACAACAUGGUCAGCUUUGAGGCGCCCGUGUCCACGCUGUCGUGCUUCGGCAAAUGCUUCAAAUGGUCGCUGUAUCUGUUCUGUGUGCUCUUUCUGUUUGGCGGCAUUGCAGCCAGCGGCGUGGGAGUAUGGGCCAUCGUCCAUCCUACCAGUUUCCGCAUUGUGAUCCUGACCAACACGCGCAUGUACGUCUUUGCGGCAAUCAUCCUCAUCGGGGCCGGCGCGGCCGCCACGCUGGUAUCCGUCUUGGGAUGCUGCGGGGCACGCUACGAAAACAGAUGCCUGCUUGUAUUUUUUGCUGUGUCAAUGCUUCUGAUAUUUGUUGCUGAGUUCUCUGCUGGAGUACUUUCCUUGGCGUUUUACACACAGAUUGAAACGUUUGCCAGUAGGGAAAUGAGAGAUGCCGUACUCCUCAAGUACGGACAGGGAAACUACAUAGAAACCACAGACGCCUACAACUACAUGCAACAAACGUUUGACUGCUGCGGAUUCGAGGGGGACAGCCACGACGCUGCCCAGCUCUAUCAGGCCUCGCUGUGGUUCGAUGCCAAUUACCGUAUUCAAGUCCCUCCAUCUUGCUGUACACGCAACCCUAACGGGGAACCCAUCAACCUGGCCCAUUGCCAGAGCCGGUUCAACACGCACCUGGCCUUCAUAAACAACAUCGGCUGUAAAGAGGCUGUAAAGGCGCAGGGUAUCCACUUUGCUACAGUCAUCUCAGCAGUCGGUAUCGGCCUCGCCAUGUUACAGCUUAUUGGGAUCGUCUUAGCGUUCUGUUUGUUUCGGCGCGUGUGAGUAUGGCCGAGGAAAUCAUCGAAGAGAAGGA
Molecule: messenger RNA, 1069 nt
Organism: Patiria miniata (bat star)
Lineage: Eukaryota; Metazoa; Echinodermata; Asteroidea; Valvatida; Asterinidae
Product: tetraspanin-18-like
Exons: 8
Coding region: 250-1038 (262 amino acids)
Cellular component (GO): membrane
Source: RefSeq, a predicted model, not a curated record